UACAAUCACGACAACAGGUGACAAAAGUUGCAGCAAAAACUAAACCCCCAAAUAAUUACUUAAAUUACAGCACCAUGUUUGCAAAGCCGAGACCCAAGAAGAGCGUCCUCCCUCCACCGAGCAAAAAGCGCAAGUAUGGCGUUGAAGAAGUCUCUUUCGACUUUGACGCUCGACAGGAAUACCUCACUGGCUUCCAUAAACGGAAACAACAGCGUAUAAAGCUGGCACAGGAAGAAGCUGCUAAGAGAGCACGCGAGGAGAGGUUAAGGACGAGGAAACAGAUUCGAGAUGAACGCAAGCGAGAAGUUGAGGAGCACGUCGAGCACGUCAAUAAGCUACUUCGGGAAUCAGGCGCCAUUGAGGUUGACAGCGCCGAUGAGCAAUCAGGAUCGGGCGAAGAGGCGAACGAGGGAGAAUGGACCGGGUUUCCAGACCGACCAAACCUUGACAUUGUUGAUCACGAAGAGGAGUACAUAGACGAAGACCGAUAUACAACAGUCACAGUUGAGUCCGUCUCAAUAUCAAGAGAUGGCUUAGAACGGCCCGAGAAGCCUCAAGAAAAGACCGAGGGAGAUCAAGAGCAAGAAACGGAGAAAGCGGAUCAAGACAAACCAAAAGCCAAGGAAUGGCCCAAGAAGAAGAAGCAGAAAUUCCGUUACGAGUCGAAAUUCGACAGGCAGCUUACAGAGAGGAGGCAAAAGGCGAAGAGCAAAGCCAAGAGCAAGGCGCGCAGGUCGGAAUGAAGGCUUUGAAGCACGAAUAUAGUUGCCAGCUUCGGUAGCGAUCUAUGGAUACCCCAAAAAAGGAAAAAGAAAAAAAAAGAACAUGGUGAUGAAACACGUAAUUGUUGUAAUGCUGCUGCUAAACAUGACGCUUCCCUGUGACACUUGAAUCUUCUCUAUCAACACGCGUCCCGCAACAUCCUACAUUAUUUCCUUUGUGGUGCCUAUAAGGGGUCCAGCCGCACAACAGUUUGUGUUGGGCAGCCAAAGGGUAUGCUGGCCAGCGAGUACAAUUUAAAUGUUUCCAAUCUCGUUCUGGAGCUCCUCCAGCUCCUUCUGCAGAUCGGUGUGCUUCUUUGCCAUCUCCUCAUACUUCUGCUCCCACUGGUCGCGUUCAUUCUCAAGGGCCUGGACCUUGCGCUCGAAGUGGCCGGCCUUGACAUCAGUUUGUCGGAGC
Trichoderma harzianum CBS 226.95 is the source of this 1179-nucleotide messenger RNA. RefSeq lists its product as hypothetical. The transcript is spliced from 2 exons. Gene Ontology annotation, cellular component: nucleolus. The record is from RefSeq and is a predicted model, not a curated record. The coding region runs from base 75 to 743 and encodes 222 amino acids. Gene Ontology annotation, molecular function: RNA binding. Lineage: Eukaryota; Fungi; Ascomycota; Sordariomycetes; Hypocreales; Hypocreaceae.